AUGGGUGAGCAUCUUGAAGACAGGGGAUUGUUAGAGGCCUACAGAAACCUUGAGUGCCCCCUCUCUCUUCCCCUCCUCCGCAUGCAGCAGCAAGGAUUUCCAUUGUUGCUGCACCCUUUGCAACAGUUGUUGAAUAGAGGGGCGCACUGCUUGCGACUUCUGCAGGAAGCAACAGUACGACUGCUAGGCCGUCCUUUUGUCAUCUCCGAUUGCCAGGCACUUAGAAAUGUGCUGCUGCAGACGCCGGAUGUAAUGCAGGUGUUGCUAGCGGAUGCUUGCGCUAGCAGCAGCGGCAGCGAGAACCGUGUGUCGCUGUCGUCUGUUCCUAAUGUGCUUCCGACACGUGAGAUUCCAUCUCUGCUGCGGCGAAUGCAAUCCCAGCAUCCGCUGCUAUGGGUUCUAUGCUGCUAUAGGACGCUGCAACCGUUGCAGCAUGCCAUUGCUGCAGUGGCCGCAGCUGCAGCGUCACCAGUUGCUGCUUCAAUAACUAUGAGACUCAGAGGUAUAAGAAUCAGUGGAAACGCAGGCUUUGCAGCUCCCGCGGAUACAGCAGCUCACUCCUUGAGGCACCACCCCCUGUGCUCAGCCUCGGAGCACCCUGAACCGCAGAAGCCACAGCAAGAAUGCAGUUCGACAAACAGAGGCUUCUUCCCUCGCAUCUACAUGUGCCAUGUCACGUCAGCAAUGCGGGGGUGGGAGGUUUCUCUGCGGCUUCCAGGAGCCGUCCAUCAUGCUGUUUCAGGUGUAACUGAGGCGGCACGAACGCGGCAUAUCCUCAAUAGCAUGCAGCAGCAAACGCUGCACGAGGAACUUCUGCUGCUGCAACACCGGCUGCAGCAGCCCACGCUAGAGAACGCAGCAAGACGCUCCAAGCCUUCUACAGACACGAUCUUGCAGCUGCUGCUGCACAGGGGAGAGCAGCAGUAUCACCACCAACAGCCGCAAGGAAAACAGCCUCCGCUGCCAGAGGGGCUCUCCGAAACAUGCUUGGAUGUUUACAUUCAUCCCACUGCAUUGCAACAUUUCAUGAGCAGCCGCCAGUGCAGCAGCGCUACAGGAACGUGUGGGAGUCAGAGUGGAAAGCUCCUAUGGAUUUUUCGCGGUGGACAGCGUGGCUCAGCUCCCCAAUCGGAAUGCGAAUAUCAGCAUUUGGGAGCUGGUGGCACUUCAAUCUCGUGGAUGGCUGCAGUUCAGCUGUACCCGGCACAGAUCGAAACGGCAGAAACGAGGCUAAUACCAGCCGCCACGGAUGGCGCGAGAACGCUGCUGCUACCUGCGUCUCUGCUCUUCCGAAUGGAAGCUCCUUUCAGGGUAGAGGGCUGGAUGUCAGGGAUUCAGCAACAGCAGCAACAGGAACAGCUCGCUGCGCUUCCACCAGUAGGUUUGCUUGACGUUCGGUCCGUCGUUGGCUCGGCAGAAGGCUUCGUCCUGGUGGCUGUAGAGUUGCAGCACAUCGAAUUGCGGGUAGUAGCCCACCUUUCGGGGUAUGCGCCACUGGUGAACCUGCUGCUGCAGAGCAGCAAGCGACCAGAAACAAUAGCACCAGACGGUGGAGUGGUCGAAAAGUCGGCAGCUGCAACCGCUGCAACAGAUGUACUGGAUAAGCUGAAUGUGGAGCUGCUGCGGCUGUUAAAGGACGGGCGAGUGCGUGUUGUGCGAGUUGUACGAGCAGCAAAAUGGCCUCCAGGAAGGGCACCUGCAACUGUUAGCGCAUGCAUUGAGGGCUUGGAUAUCCCGUUGCGAAGGCAGUCUGUAAAGGCAUCCUCGAUAGAAGUAACAAAGGCUGCCCUGUUGGCUGUUUGUAACUCCCUUCUCGAUGCCCAAGACCGACACAAGCUCCUCCAGAAACAGGAGCAGCUCCUUGAAGCGCAAGGAGAGCAUAGCUGCUGCCGUUCCCUAUCCCGUGAGACGCCCGCAUGUUUGCCUCUUCUGCUACUGCGCGACGGCUUCCUCGUAGAAGCCACAGCCGAUGGUCUCGAGGCCGUUCUGUAA
Cyclospora cayetanensis is the source of this 1992-nucleotide messenger RNA. RefSeq lists its product as uncharacterized. The coding region runs from base 1 to 1992 and encodes 663 amino acids. Lineage: Eukaryota; Apicomplexa; Conoidasida; Eucoccidiorida; Eimeriidae. The record is from RefSeq and is a predicted model, not a curated record. The transcript has 6 exons.